Aspergillus wentii DTO 134E9 is the source of this 2347-nucleotide messenger RNA. RefSeq lists its product as uncharacterized. Lineage: Eukaryota; Fungi; Ascomycota; Eurotiomycetes; Eurotiales; Aspergillaceae. The transcript is spliced from 2 exons. The coding region runs from base 335 to 1897 and encodes 520 amino acids. The record is from RefSeq and is a predicted model, not a curated record.
CUCCUGCAUACGCGCAUGCAGCGCCAUCAUCUGCGUUGGCCCAAUUCUCCGAUCGUCGUCGGAUUGACUUGUCCUCUUGACAGCGAAUAAUCCAACUUAUGGCGCCUCUUGGGCUCCCCCGCAGUGGAGCCACGGUGAUGUGUGCCUGAAGGCUGACCGCCCCUCCUGCUUCUGCCUUCAACUUGCUCCCUUCAGGUACCUCUCCCACGAUCUCCAGAUUCCUUCACCUUCUUGCUUUUGCUGCUCUUCGCGCUGCGCUUGCAUUGAUGUGAGCGUCGCUUUGCUGCAUUCAAUGCGCCCCAGCAUCCAGCCGUGGCUCCAAUCUUGCCCGGCCAUGUCCAACUAUAGUGCGAACUAUUGGGGAAGGCUGAUCAAUCCUGAUAAAAGCCCAGCUCCACUACUCGAACAGCUGUGCCUGGAGAUUGCUCGUUUGAUGAUCUCCUUUGACGGCUGUGGAACGAUCGAUCUUACCCCAGAACGACUCGCGACUUUCUACAAAAAGGUCGGCGGCAACUAUGACACCCUAUUCCUCGAGACCAAGCCUGGUGCGCUUUCGUUUAUAUAUCAAUCACUAGGCUGUUUUCACAGCCUACAGCCUUCUACCAAUGCUUUUGAACCACCCUCUAUCCCGGCCCUCCUACCCAGCGGCUUUGUCCGAUGGCAGACAAUACAGCUGCUGAUGGAUCCAGACGAACAUUGCCAAUAUCUGCAAAAUGCGGUUGAGUUGUGGAAUAUUGAGAGCCCCAUCGGGGGCUAUUUCCCAAAGAUGAUCCCGAGAGACGCCUUCCCCUCGGAGCCAGACCCAGAAAUGGUGGAAUGGCACGAGGGUGUCAGUCGGAGACUGGAAUAUGACUACUGGAAAAGAAACACUCCACGCUCAUCCCCACCAAACCCCCGACCGUUCCCCAGUCAGUUCAGUCCAACAGACCCACCGACUGAAGAAGAACCCCCCCGGAGCCGUCCUCGGCCAGUACCUCGCCAUCGACAUGCCGAGCCUACUGAUAUGCCACGGCCCCGAUUUCAACGACAAAAGAGUGCCGAGUACCCGGCUACACGACGGCCACAAUCGGCAUUCUUCCCGCAACCUGACGAAUUGAAGACAGCCUUUGCAUCCCCGCGAGCGCCGUCACCCCCUACGUCGCCGCCAGAACGCCGCCCCGCAUCACCAGGCCGAGCACGGGCCUCGAGCUUUGCCCACACAAGCCCAGGAGGAAGCUCUGGUCAUUAUGGGUCCGAUGCAUCGUCUGAAGAGUCAGCAUCGACGGGCCAUGGGUCUUCUCCCACGCAAAAACGAUACGGUCGGCGUCGCAAUUUGACACCACCUAGAAAGUCUCAUGCUCGGCGCCAUUCGCAUGAAGCGUAUGCUCGAAAGGCAGAGAGAGGAAUGUCUCCGGAACCAUACAGACGUCAUGGACCUCGAGAUUCAUACUCAUCAAGCUCGGGAGGAAGAUGGUACGAAUCAGAUGGUGGCCGAAGAUCGCAACCAUCUAGGGGAUACAACGAUGAAGUACCUCCCGGACCGUCGGGUAUGAGAUUCCGGGAGUAUGUCUUCGAUCCCACAGCAGUUCCACCUAGCCCUGAUACUCCAGUGUACCCUCAGGUUCAUGCUCGUUACAUUAACCCUGUCAACGGGACGUACAUGGGUCAUGCCCGUCCACUUGACCCGCUCGUGGCAGAAGAUGCACGACGAGCUAGCUACAGUGGAAUGGCAGGUUCUAGCCGGAAGGCAGGCAGCAGUACUGAGAGAGCACGGCAGCCAAGUAUGACAGGGGGCAGCUCGCGAGGACACAGAUAUGUGCAUCCUGCGUCGGUUUCUGGGAAGCGAUGUGUACCAGUAACCGUGGCCGACAUGGAAUAUCCUUCAUCUGGCAGAAGAUCUGCCAUGUAUGAUCGAUGAUCGAUGAUCCAAUUGGCCUCAUGUAUUCAUGUUAUGGGGGUUUUGUGUUAGGAUACCACUCAAGGUGAAUGUUUACCUACUGCUGAUCAGGGUAUAGGCCACCAGUAAUAUACAAGACUGCACGAAUUUUCAGCACUAACCAACUAUGUUUGAUUUUCCGGAGCACUAAGUUGGCAGAUUGAUUUCCAUUUUCCAUUUUGUUUUUUUUCUUGAAUGAUGUUUGGCGUUGAAAGGUUUUUGUAAUAUGUUCGGGCUUAUCUAUCUCGACUCGACCAACAGACGCAAUGCGCAAUUAUAUGAUAUGACGACAGUUAUCCGUCACCAGUGACAUCGGUGUUUCGGGGGUAUUCAUUUUUUUUGCGGCGCGAUUUGAAAUCUGAUUAAUUUCUAACGAUUCACGAUUGACGACGGCUAGAUUAGAUUUGGAAUACAAUCUCUUAUAUAAGUGGA